Molecule: messenger RNA, 1150 nt
Organism: Linum tenue
Lineage: Eukaryota; Viridiplantae; Streptophyta; Magnoliopsida; Malpighiales; Linaceae
Source: the annotation of a GenBank genome assembly
CCCCAAACAAGUGAUGGCCUCUACUAGAGGAAUCGAUUCAGUCAAGCAAGAAAAUUUUGAGGCAAAGAGCAAAGAGAGGUUGUUGUCUCGGAAAGGGUACUCUGAAUUCGGGUUCAACAACUCCCAAUACGAGGAUGAUGAAGGCGGCAGUAGUUCCGAUGUCAAGUGUGGGUGUUUCCGAUCACUUUCCGAUAGGAUCGUCGGAUUUUGCAAUGGGGUCCCUCGAGUUUUCGCCGAUCUUUACAAAAUGGGGAGUACGGAUCCGAGGAAGGUGUUCUUCGCGAUUAAAAUGGGUCUCCCUCUGGCCACGGUUUCCAUGCUGAUGAUCCUGAGAAGACACUUGAACGAUGUCAGCCAGUAUUCCAUAUGGGCGAUUAUCACCGUCGUAGUGGUCUUUGAGUUCACUGUAGGCGGCACAUUGAGCAAAGGAUUGAACCGUGGCCUUGGCACAUUUUCAGCCGGGGCGCUUGCCCUAGGAAAUGCAGAGCUGUCUGUGUAUUUCGGCAAGUAUCAGGAAGCACCACCAAAAAAGAGACAGGUCUUCGCCAGCGAGCUACAAAGAGUAGGAAACGAAGGAGCCAAAGUACUCCACGAACUCGGAACCAAACUAGAGAAAAUGGAGAAGCUGAGCCCAGGAGUAGACCUACUACUCCCAGUCCGCGAGGCAGCAGAAGAACUCCAAACCAAAGUAGACCUCAAAUCCUACCUUUUGGUCAACUCAGAAAGCUGGGCAGCAAGCGGGAAACAACCCAAGAAAUUCGAGAACCAGCAUCAAGAUCAUGCAAAAGAUGACAACACCAACAUUAUUGCGAGCAGGAGCAGCAGCCUGCGCGAAUGGACGUCGUUGUCGUCGGAGAGCAUCCAGCAGCCGCCGUUGUCGUGGCCGAGAGUUUUUUUUGUGGGCGGGCCGGCGCCUGUUUUGGAGCAGGAUUCGAAGGUGUACGAGAGUGCUAGCUCGCUGUCUCUGGCAACGUUUUCUUCUUUGUUGAUUGAGUUUGUGGCCAGGCUUCAGGAGCUUGGUGAGAAGGCGAGGUUCAAAGAAGAGCAGUUUGGUGGGAAUGUGGCAGAUCCUGGAUUCUGGACUAGGCUUAAAAGAUGCUUUCAUGUUUAAGUAGUUUCACUGAUAAUGGUAGUGUUUAAAAGAGUUGCU